AUCCGAAAGCGGCUCUCUGGUAAUUCACAGGCUGAACUUGGUGUUAGUCUCAGUCGGAGUCGCAGCCUCAACCGUACCGCUGUUCGUCCGAAGUAUCAGCGGCAGUGUCGUAUCGUACGUAUCGUAUCGUAUCGUAUCUGAUCGAUCCGGUCCGGCAUGGGAAGUUUUCCAGCUCUACUUGUUGUUGUCGGCUCGCUGGCAUUGGGUGCGAGUGCUCAACUCACCCUCAACUGUGUGUCGGACAUCCCGAGUGGCCGUGUGACCGGUCACUGCAUUUCCAUCCGGAAUUGUGACUAUUUUAUGAAGAUUUUGGCCUCUUCGAAUCUCAGCCAGAGCGAUCGCAUCCUUCUGCGGCGAAAUCAGUGCGGUGGAAGUGGCGUGGACGUCCAGGUGUGUUGCCCCAGUACCGCCGGUUUGGCGGCCUUGACCCACCCACUUCUGCCCAAAGAUUGCGGCUCGGUUCGAUGGCAGCGUUCCAAUGACACGGAAACGGAGACGCGGGUCAGGGAGUUUCCCUGGCUGGCGCUUAUCGAGUACACCCGGGAUAACCAGGAGAAGAUCCACGCAUGUGGGGGAGUGCUUAUCAGCGAUCGCUAUGUGCUGACUGCUGCUCAUUGUUUGGCUCAGGCGGCGACCAGCAAUCUCAAGAUUACGGCGGUUCGCUUGGGAGAAUGGGACACGAGCACCAAUCCGGAUUGUCAGUUCCAUCAGGACACGAAAGUAACGGAUUGUGCACCACCCUAUCAGGAUUUAGCCGUCGAGGAGCUGCUGCCACAUCCGCAGUACACGCGAACCGAUAGCUCCCAGAUUAACGACAUUGCCCUCAUUCGUUUGGCAACUCCUGCCACAUUCAACGACUUUGUGCUGCCCAUUUGUUUGCCCAACAAACAGCUGCGGGCCGACGAACUGGAGGGUCUGGUCACCGAAGUCGCCGGUUGGCAGGCCACAUCCUCGUCGCGCAUGCGCAAAAGCCUGGUGACCAUUAACUCCCUGGAGGAGUGCCAACGGAAGUACGCCGGUCAGCAGUUGAACAUUCAAGUCACCCAGCUCUGCGGGUUGACCACGACCAAGGAGUGCCACGGCAAUGCUGGCGGACCACUAAUGCUGUUCAAGAACGGGGGCUAUCUGCUGGGCGGAUUGAUGUCCUUCGGACCUGUUCCCUGUCCAAAUCCCGACUGGCCAGAUGUCUACACAAGGGUUGCCGCAUUUACUGAUUGGAUUCACGACAGUUUAAGGGCAUAGCCUUAUAAGCUUAAUGGUCAGUAAUGUCAAUAAAUGCUUGGUGCCAAA
Molecule: messenger RNA, 1290 nt
Organism: Drosophila ficusphila
Lineage: Eukaryota; Metazoa; Arthropoda; Insecta; Diptera; Drosophilidae
Product: serine protease easter
Exons: 4
Coding region: 157-1242 (361 amino acids)
Biological process (GO): proteolysis
Molecular function (GO): serine-type endopeptidase activity
Source: RefSeq, a predicted model, not a curated record